AUAAAAGAGUACCAUAUGAGGCCGUGACAAAACUGAUAGGUGAGUAAAUACUAUAGUCUAAAGCAGCAUUCCAGGAUCAGCUCCAGAAUCCCAGAUCAGCUCAAGUGGGCAACGGUAGACAGUAGACACAGUACCAGAGCGGCUGAAAUGUGAGGAAGAACACAGGUAUAUAAACCGUACGGCCAGGGGCCGCAUCAUAGAGAGACCAUCGGAGGCCAAUUAAGCAGGAGGGAUGGCAGCAGGGAGGCUCUACCGGCCGAAGGCCAAGAGCUUCUGGAUCCUGGUGCGCCGCCUCAUCCUCCGCAGGGGUCACAGACCGCCGGCGCCGGGUGGCGCGGAGGAGGACCGGAGGGAGGAGAGGACCGGCCUCCUCAGCAGAAGCUCUCUGGAGCAGCUCCUGGUCACGGACGGCGGCGCUCCCGGGGAUGACGAUGUCCGCCGGUGCGCCAAGAAGCACGGCCAGCCGGUGGCAGUGCUGCUGCCUCGGCCAGAGGCGGCGGCGGUGUCGGCGGCAGCGGCAGUCGGAGGCCGUGACGGCGCGGCCGUGCACCGGCGGUUCGUGUUCGGCGGGUUCCGACGGCGGCUGCUCAUGAGGCGGCCGUGGCGGCCGGUGCUCGUCGCGAUCCCGGAGUGAUCGUUCGAUCGAUGGACCGUCAACCGGAAGCCUGAUGUCAGUUACGUGGGAUCAAGUGCGUCUGUCGAAUCAAACUACCUCGGCGGAAUUCAGAAGAGUGUUCCAUUCUUCUCAGAUGCAUUUUGUACAGUUGUACCUGUAACGACUUUGCGUGAUGUUCGGUUCAUCUUUGUUCGUUCCUACCUGCGACCUAGUAUCUGCUUUACUCGUUUUGAAAUUUGAAUAUGA
Setaria italica (foxtail millet) is the source of this 862-nucleotide messenger RNA. RefSeq lists its product as uncharacterized. NCBI's taxonomy places the organism in Eukaryota, Viridiplantae, Streptophyta, Magnoliopsida, Poales, Poaceae. The record is from RefSeq and is a predicted model, not a curated record. The transcript has a single exon. The coding region runs from base 233 to 634 and encodes 133 amino acids.